Molecule: messenger RNA, 5124 nt
Organism: Malassezia sympodialis ATCC 42132
Lineage: Eukaryota; Fungi; Basidiomycota; Malasseziomycetes; Malasseziales; Malasseziaceae
Gene: RKR1
Exons: 2
Coding region: 1-5124 (1707 amino acids)
Biological process (GO): ribosome-associated ubiquitin-dependent protein catabolic process; rescue of stalled cytosolic ribosome
Cellular component (GO): RQC complex; cytosol
Molecular function (GO): ribosomal large subunit binding; zinc ion binding; ubiquitin protein ligase activity
Source: RefSeq, a predicted model, not a curated record
AUGGGGAGAGGCAAGAGCGGAAAGUCGUCCGCCACCGCCGGCACCCGGAAGAAGCACGCGGCGGCGGCUGCAGCCAAGCGCGGAGAAUCUGCGGAUGGUGCUCAGCCCCGGUCUGCCACACAAGCGCCCACCAACUCGAGCGGCAAGAAGCUCUCGAAGAAGGAGCGCAAGCAACUUGCGAAGAAGAAGGCGUAUAAGCCACCGCCCAAGCCACCGCAGCCGCCGCCAUACCCACUGGAUUCAAUGGGAUUGGCAAGUCUCCUUCCCGCGGACUUGGUCGUACUUCUCCGCAAAGCUCUAAAGAAGGACAUUGUGACUCGUGUGCGCACGCUUGAGAGUCUCUUGGCCUGGAUCCAGGGGGCGCCAUCGUCCGGCGAUGACGCUGCAGCACAGCCUAUCUCACUGGGAGAGAGGAACGAUGCUCUGGUUCUCAUGCUUCCGUGUUGGGUCUUUCUAUUCCCCCGCCUUGCUCUCUCGCCCUCGCAACGGCUGCGUCAGCUCACCCUACAAGUGCAUUCCGAACUGCUUCACUUUCCCGUACCGUAUGAGAAUGCUACUUGCAUCCGGGAGGAGCUUCUAUCGCCUAUGUACAUGGAGCCUAUCCUUGGCUACUGGGGCGUCAUGUCAUUCGAUACCAGCCGCUCAGUCGCACGACUGGGGUCACAGCUGUGGAAAGAAAGUGUAAGGCUGGCACCCACGGACUCGGACUCGUGCCAUAUUGUCCUUGACGACUACGUCUCCGUGCUGCUAGAGCACUUGAACCCGAUCUUGUGCUCGGACAUGCCUGUGGCAUCGUUGGCCCAGCUGACGCCCUCUCUGCAAAUUACACCUGCUUCCAAGGAGGGCGCCGAGUUUGACGCAAAGAGCCGCGACGAUACAAACGUGGACGAAAAUGCCGAGGAGAUGAAUGGCCGUCUCGUUGCGGGCGCUCUGGGUCUGUUGCAGUGGAUGGCCGAGUCCUCACCGUCCAUCACGGCUGAGGACCUGGAGUCCCUCGUUGCUUCGCCGCAGCUGUGGACAGCACUUAUGCCCAAGGAGGCCGCAGACGAGGGCCAAACUGUGCUGGGAAGUGGCUCGCCUGUGGCCCGGCAGCGCGCUUGGGCGUGGCUCGGCUAUUUGGACCGCACGCACGCCUCCCUCCUGGAUCAGAAUCUCGAUAUGAUUGCAGGGGCCGCCUUCCCCAGUGCCUGGUCAGAAAGGUUAGAGGGUGUCAUUGCUAGUAUGCUGGGAACGUUCCUUCCGCUACUCAAGCGACGCCCUGAUGCAUGGCUCCUCCAAGCUUCCUCAGCUAACUCGGAUUCUGACUCUGACGACGAUACCGACAGCGUCGAGAACGACGAGGAUAGCGAGGCGGAUCCGUCUGCUGAAAAGCCAUUGGGCUUACCCGGUUUUAUGCAAUGGAUCCAGUACUCUGCGCCUAGGGCCCCGACGAUCUGUUUCCCUGCUGUGCUGGUGUUCUUGUCCACCAUACCAGAGUCGGCUCUCCCACGCAACCCUACCUCGAUGCGGACUUGGACGGGGCUCCUACUUAACAUCGCUGAUCAGCUUGUCCUGGGUGUUAGCGAUCCACGAACAUGGCGUAUCUACACGUCUACUGUGUGCGAGUGCUUGGAAUACUUUGUACGGCAGAUCAUCCGCCGUGAUGAUGCCGACGAACACACCACCCAGGAGAUCAGUGACGUGCUCACGUCGGAGCUCGAGGUCCUAUGGACCACAUGGAUUGCCUCGCCACCUCGUGAUACAUCGGAGACGCCGAUUCGCGCUAUUCCAUCACGGAUUCGUAUGCUCAUGGCGCAAGAAGUCGGCAAGUUUAUGCCAAGAAUGGACGUUCAUGCGCAUGGCAUUUGGGUGCUCCGUUCUCUGGCGGCUUUACUAGAGACCUUUGUGGCACAAAUGGAUCUUGACGCGGAUGGCGAAGUGGUCAUGGCCAUGAUUGCAGAGAGUGCCAAGGGCGCCACCGCCGAGCUGCAGGAUGCGUUGGUACGCAUGACACACACCCUGGUCGAGCGACUUCUCGAUCCGUUUGUGCCGUCUCGCCUAUCGCUGAUCACGAAGCUGCUCUCCGCUCCUCUCCGUGAGCACCUAGAGGCUAUGGGUCUAACUGAGCGCAUGGAGGUGCUUGCCUCAGAUGUUAUUCCGAGCCACCUCGGCACGGAUGUGAACAUCUCUGAUGCACAGGCCUUCUACCUGGCGUACAUGGCACUGGGCAACCAGGUCGGUCCUACAUGGCAUGUGCUCUUCCGCACUGCUGCCCAAGCUCCGACGAUGGCCCUCCCAUUGCUGGCGGGCGUUGCUUCUGCGACCUCAGAGCCGCCCCCACCCGAGACGGUGCAGGCGUGGCACGAGAACAUUGCGCAGUCUGUGGCCCAAGACCCUUACGCUUGGCACAGUCUGCUCGAGGCGCCCCAUGCGCUCACGACUGCUUCGAUGGAGACACUCCUUUUGCAAGCGCUUGUCCAAGCGGCGCAAGAUCAGCCUGCAAAGCAACUCGAGGCUUGGGACACGCUCGCCACUUGGGUGCAACGGGACUCAGCGCGAUCUCGGCGCUUUGUUGAAGACCCAGCCCUUGCGCCUCUUGCGUCGGCUCUGUUCCAUGCCGCCUUUCUCGCAGAGACCGAGGAUGCAGGCGCGCCCCGCUCGCUCUGGGCGCAGCUAACGGCUCAUGCCGGGCCGCGUGCCACAGCGUUGUACGAGCAGGCCGUCGAAGCUCUGGGAGCGGCUUUAGAGGGCAGCAAUGUGCCUCUGGCGCGUUUAAGUGCAGCGGCUCGCGCUCUGCCUGAUGCAUACGGGCGCCAAAUAUGCCCGACUGCCUCGGAUCUUCAGGACGCUAUGCAUGGCGUCGCUCUGUCGGUGCCCAGUCCUCUCCUUGCCCUUACGGAUCCUGUUGUGCCCAUUGUUGCGGACGGGUCGCCUGCGUCCACAGAGAGCCUUGCACGCCUGGCGCGAGUCGUGGAAAUGGGCAUGGCGAUGCAGGCAGAUCAGGCUGUGCAGCCAACGGCUCUGCUUCCACCCAUUGUGCUCACGGCGCUCGUGUUGGAAGAUGCACUGUUAACGGGCGAUGAGGCAAUGGGCCUCGCACUUUGCGGUACUCCCCCUGCGGCAUGGGUCACCACGGCGCAGCAGCAGUUGGUGCGCUAUGUGCACGCCGUGACUCGCCUCUUGUCCACUGUCACAGCGGACCUGCGUGAUGGAUGGCAUAACUCGGCGGCAGUCGCUAUGGGCCGCACUGAGUCGGGCGAUCCGUUGUUGCACAUGUUCCAAGCUUUAUGGCUGCAAGCGAAAGAGACACAGUCGGUCAUGUAUGCACGUCUGUUUGCACGUCUCCUUGCAGGUGUACUGUCCAUGAGCUCAGCCACUCAAAUGGACGCGGAGCGCUGGGUCCGCGCGGGGAUGAACCUGCGACAGCCCUCACUGCCUCUAGCGCGGGCUGUUUUGGCCGCUACGACUUUGCGUGCCUUUGAUUCGCCCGCACACGACCGUUGGCGCAAUGACUUGGCUGCGACACUUACUGGAGUCCCUGCCGCGCGGGCCCACACAGACGGCGCGCCGCUGCUGCAAGCGCUUAUGUGUGCCACGGCUCCUGCUGAGGCCGGGAAGGCAUUGCUUCCCACACACAGGGCCGUUCAACUGGCCCAGGUGCUGCAGCGAUGGGUCGAGAGCGAGGAGGAAUACCCACAAGAUGUACUAGCUCUCUCAGCUGCUGUGCUCGCGGAACUUGCGCCUGUCUUGCAGAGUGUGCCUGGCCGACACCUCGAGGGCAUGCUGGUGCUUGCCCAUGAAAGCUUGGAGACGUUGGACUUGACAGGCAUCCGCCACUGGCCUGCGCUGAGCCAAAGCCUGCAUCUGAUCGAUACACUGUACGGAUUGCAGUCGAAUGAGCUAGUGAGCCAGGUUCUGCGGACUCAGGCUGAGACAAUCCACGGCUUGCUCAGUGCCUUGUUUUUGGACCUGUGCCAAAUUGCCGUGGAGCGCCGCCUGCCUUUGGGCCCCAUCACGUCCGAGGGGGUGGAUAUGCUCAUACGCCUGGUGGAAUCGCAUGUGCCAGCCACGGCCUUUUCAUCGCCCGACGAUCAGCAGGACUUGAUCAAGUUUGUGAGUACACCCUCCCUCUACACGCCCUUGCAGGUCGUAGCGCUACGCCUCUACAGCGGAGCUACGCAGGAGCGCGUGCGAGAGCAGGUGGUCGAGUUGUCGAUGGGAUCUUUAAGCUCGGCAUCCGCGGCACCUGAGCUGGAUCCUGCCUUGCUCGAUCGUCUGCGUGCCACAGCGCCUCUGACGCUGGCCAUCUGGCAGGAUGAUGCGCGGGAGCGCCAAUCGCGUGUUUUUGCCUUUCUGCUACAAUGGCUGGCGCUUUUGGAUCACUUUGUGGAAGCGUCACUGGCACUGCGCUCGCUGUUUGCCAGCACGCUGAAGCAGCAUGAGCUCACCAGCAAUGUCUUGUUGCCCAGUCUUUUUGCACUGAUCGGCGGUGCUCCCCGGGUGAUUCCUACACUGGAUGGGUCGCGCUGGUCCAUGGAAGAGAUACAUGUGGAUCAGCUCGACCCAGCGCAGCCGCGCAGCCUGCAGGUACUCGCUGCCCACGUGUAUGUCCGGACGCUGGUACAUCUGCCUACGCAGGUUCGCGACUGGUGGCUCGGUAUUCGCGACCGCCAGCUGUCGAUGUUUGUGAGCCACUUUACUGUCAAAUAUUGCACGCCCCUGUUGGCCGAGCGCGAGCUCCGCCACCUGCGCCAGCCUAGUGCGCUAGCGCAACUGCAGGACGAGGCCAUGACUGUGAAGGUUUUAUCGUCGAAUGAAGUGGUCGCGACGUACACUGUUGACGAGCAUCCUAUGGAAAUCGGUGUGCGUCUUCCACCUGACUAUCCAUUACACGGUGUCGAGAUCCGCGAUAUCAAGCGCGUGGGAGUGAGUGAAGCACAGUGGCGCGCAUGGCUCCUCGCUGUGCAGCAGCUGCUUAGCGGUAAGAAUGGGCUUAUUUUCGACGCGCUGAGCCUCUUUAAGAAGAAUGCUGAGGCCAAGUUCCAGGGCUAUGAAGGCGCCGAGUGUGCGAUUUGCUACUCGAUCAUUACCAUGCAAAACAUGCAAGCACAAGUUCCAUGGAAGCUGCCUGUACAAGUGGGUUAG